AUGCCUGUGACCAGACACUCGUACGUCGGGCUAUCGCCCUUGAUGCUUGUUAGCAACAUCCUUGUCUGGAUAUCUGCUGUUAUUGUGAUGGGAAUUUUGUCCUACUGGAUCUCAGUAAACAACCACCAAGGCGACCAUAUCAUUUACGAAGAAGUGAUUGCUGUCCUGACCGUCGCGUUCUUCCUCGGGGCCUUCUUCCUCGGCGCAUAUCCCGGCUACAUCUUGAUAUUCAACCUUAUCUUCUCCUAUCUCUGGCUCGUCGCAGUUGCUUUCACUGCUAGUGAUUUCAGCCACAGUCACAGCGAUCAGGCAUACACCGUCGAAGCUUUCUCUUUCAUUGCAUUGUGA
Molecule: messenger RNA, 348 nt
Organism: Phaeoacremonium minimum UCRPA7
Lineage: Eukaryota; Fungi; Ascomycota; Sordariomycetes; Togniniales; Togniniaceae
Product: putative integral membrane protein
Exons: 2
Coding region: 1-348 (115 amino acids)
Cellular component (GO): membrane
Source: RefSeq, a predicted model, not a curated record